Molecule: messenger RNA, 6477 nt
Organism: Heterocephalus glaber (naked mole-rat)
Lineage: Eukaryota; Metazoa; Chordata; Mammalia; Rodentia; Bathyergidae
Gene: Cdadc1
Product: cytidine and dCMP deaminase domain containing 1
Cellular component (GO): cytoplasm
Molecular function (GO): zinc ion binding; dCMP deaminase activity
Source: RefSeq, a predicted model, not a curated record
CUGCGCCGAGCUGGCCAUUGCUUAUCAGUUGCUAGGGUUGCCUGCAGCCGAGUAGCUCUGUCAGGACCAUGCCUGACAGGGACAGAUUUCAUGGUCAGCAGAGGCUACUAGGCUUGAAUGAAAGAAGCAGGGCAGAUGCAAAAUCUGGAGAGUGUGGGCGCUGGGCGGUCAGUCAGCACCCAGACUGGCAGCAUGACGGGUCAAAUACCAAGGCUUUCUAAAGUCAACCUCUUCACUCUGCUCAGUCUGUGGAUGGAGCUCUUUCCAGGAGUAGAGGCCCAAAGGCAAAAAUCUCAGAAAAAUGAAGAGGGAAAGUGUGGACCAUCAGGAGAUAAUGAAGAGAUGGCCAAUGUAUCUACUGACAAAAAACAGGUGAAGAAAACUGGUCUUGUAGUGGUGAAAAACAUGAAAAUUGUUGGUCUCCAUUGUUCUAGUGAAGAUUUACAUGCUGGGCAAAUUGCUCUAAUUAAACAUGGGUCAAGGCUGAAAAACUGUGAUCUUUAUUUUUCCAGAAAACCAUGUUCUGCGUGUUUGAAAAUGAUUGUAAAUGCUGGAGUUAACCGAAUUUCAUAUUGGCCUGCUGAUCCAGAAAUAAGCUUGCUUACUGAGGCUUCUACUUCUGAAGAUGCAAAAUUAGAUGCCAAAGCAGUGGAAAGAUUGAAGUCAAACAGCCGAGCCCAUGUGUGUGUGUUACUCCAGCCUUUGGUGUGUUAUAUGGUGCAGUUUGUAGAGGAGACUUCUUACAAAUGUGACUUUAUUCAAAAAAUUACAAAAACAGUGCCAGAUGCUAACAUUGACUUUUAUUCUGAAUGUAAACAAGAAAGAAUAAAAGAAUAUGAAAUGGUCUUUUUGGUUUCAAAUGAAGAAAAGCAUAAGCAAAUACUGAUGACUAUAGGUCUGGAGAACCUGUGUGAAAAUCCAUACUUUAGCAAUUUAAGGGAAAACAUGAAAGACCUUAUCCUACUUUUGGCCACAGUAGCUUCCAGUGUCCCCAGCUUUAAACACUUCGGAUUCUACUGUAGCAAUCCAGAACAGACUAAUGAAAGUCACAAUCAAAGUUUGCCACAAGAAAUUGCAAGGCACUGCAUGAUUCAGGCCAGGUUAUUGGCAUAUCGAACUGAGGAUCAUAAAACAGGAGUUGGAGCAGUCAUUUGGGCAGAAGAGAAAUCUAGAAGUUGUGAUGGAACUGGUGCUAUGUACUUCAUAGGCUGCGGUUACAAUGCCUUCCCUGUCGGAUCUGAAUAUGCUGACUUCCCUCAUAUGGACGACAAGCAGAAAGACAGAGAAAUAAGGAAGUUCAGAUACAUUGUACAUGCGGAACAGAAUGCCUUGACAUUUAGGUGUCAAGAAAUAAAGCCAGAAGAAAGAAGCAUGAUUUUUGUGACCAAGUGCCCAUGUGAUGAAUGUGUACCCUUAAUUAAAGGUGCAGGCAUAAAACAAAUCUAUGCAGGGGAUGUAGAUGUUGGAAGAAAGAAAGCAGACAUCUCUUACAUGAGGUUUGCUGAACUUGAAGGUGUUAGCAAAUUUACAUGGCAGCGGAAUCCAUCUGAAGUUUAUGGUCUUGACAAAAAUGAGCCUGAAAGGAAAGACAAUGGUGUGUUGAGAGCCACGCCUGUGAAUGAAGAGCAGCACCGCAGCAAGAAGCUGCGCCUGGAAAAGCAUGCGGAGGGCCUGUCCAUGAUGCAAUGACAGCCCUGGGAACACUUCUGCAAUACAGCCUUGUGAACUCAGAAAAUAAGGGAAGAUUUUGUGAAUCACUGAAAGGUUUUUUAGGAUAUGUUAUUGAGACUAUUUUAAUUCUAGAUUUAUUUAUGUAUUUUCCAGAAUAUGGCAGUGUAUUCCUUUAUUAUACUAAAUGAGAUAGCAAUAAUUUAAGGAAACCAAUCUACUUACCAACAGAGGCAGAUUUCUACUGAUCUCGAGUUUAUACAACAGGUUUAAAAGGGCUGGUUCACUGGAGGUCACACCUGAAGAUGGAAUUAUGCAUCUUUUGAGAAAUGUUAAUUCCUUUGGAUUACAAGGGUGACAGUAAACUGCUUCAGGAAACAAAGAACAAUCUGGUCAUCUUUUAAGAGUCCAUGUAUAGCUAACCAAAAGGUCACAUUUCUAUCCAAAUCUUUCUAGUAGUCAGAAUUCACUUAAUUAGGACUGACUUAUAAAGUUGGUGGACCUGGUCUCCAUUUUAAAAGUAUAUUUUUUCAAAAGUUAAUCUCUUGGCCUGGGAGUGUAAAUCAGUAGAAUGCUUGCCCAGUAUAUGCAAGGCCCUGGAUUCAAGUCCCAGCACCACAAAAAUAAAAUAAAAUGUUAAUUUAUCUUAAAUAUUUCAGUAAAUAGAUUCACAAUGAUUUGUUGGACUAGGGCCCAGUUAUGUCACUGACUUUUGAUAAUGAUAGGAAGAGAAUAUUAUUCUGAGGCAGUAUUGCUGUUUGAUAUCACUGCCACAUGAGAUCACUAACAGUGACCUUCAAAGUUGAUCAUGAUGUCACAGAAAAGAAAUAUUUGAGUGUGGAAUAUUGAAACCAACAUUUUUAGAAUUUCAUUAAUAAAUCUUCCUCUCAUAUAAUUUUCCCUUUCCUAUUAUUAACAUGGUUUUGACCUUUAAAAAGAAGGCCUUUUAAGAACCUUUGUAACCUUAAGAAUACUGAAAGUAGGCUGGAGAUUUAGCUCAGUGGUGCCGCCACCUGCCCCGAAAGCGCAAGGGUCUGAUUUUGAUCCCCAGUACCAAGAAAAAAAAAGAAAAGAAUAUUGAAAGUCUUCAAAGUAAACAGAUCUAUUCCAAAUUGCUCUUUGUAAUUUUUCUCAUUUUGAUUUGCUGAGAAACUUUCAGAAAAUUAGUCCAAAAAUGAACAUAUGUUCUAUACUUUCCUAGGGUUAUGGAGGGAGGCCACAGACCUGGGGAAUGAUGUGUCAUGCGAAACAGCUCCCCUACCUCUGUGGAGGUAGUUAUUUGCCUUUUCUUUUGUCCCCUUUUUACAACAUCAUGUGGCCUCAAGGGGCCUGCUACAAGUGUUUCAGAGUUACAUAGAGGGUAAUCUAAAUGUUGACCAGAUGUCCUGGCUUACACAGCACCCUGGUGGGAUUUCAGAGUCAUCAUAUGCCACACAGUUGAGAACUGCCAUAAAUAUUUACACAGAUGUGGGCCAUGGAAUAGGCGGGGGGUGGGGUACGUGCAAGAGAAGUACCUUGGAGAUAACUAAUGUUAAUUUGGAAACCACUAGUUAAGAUAUACUUUUUUUUUUAUCAACAUAAACCUUCUAAGAUUGCUUAUUUCCCAAAUUGCUUUAUUUAUACAUGCUUAAAUUCUUGAAUUCAUUAUUUUUACCAAUAUUUCGUCUAUGCCAAAUAUCUUAUAAAUCCAUCAGCAAAUAUUUUGUAAGACUCCAAAGCCUGAUAUAUACUGCCAGAUUUGUGGUUUUACAUAUUGACUGUUGGAAUGGGAUAUAAGAAGGGAGAAGUAUACAACUGGGAAAACUAUGAUUAGGAAAUGGAAGAUUAAUAUUUCCAUAGUAUUAUUUAAAUGGUCAUGUUAAUGCCAUUUUUCUUCUGUACAACUUGUUCAGUAAAUUCACUAGGUAGCACCAGAAGGUAAGUUCUAUGAAGGCAUAGAGAUUUUAUAUAUACAGUGAAGUCUGUACAAAAUACUCAUUUAACUGCCUACAGUGGUACCUUGGUUCCUGAACUCAAUCCUUUCCACAAUCCUGGUCCUAAACUGAACUAGAUGAGAACCGAAUCAAAUUUCCCCAUAGGGUCAACAUUGAACCUGACCAUUGAAUUUGAUUCAGUUCUUAUCCAACUUGGUUUGCAGUCAGAAUCAUGCAAAGAGUCAAGUUCAUGAGCUGAGGUACCACCUAAUCCCAGGGCCUGGAACAUAAUAAGCACUCAGUAUAUAUUUGUUGAUUUAUUGAUUGAUUGCUAGACACCAGCUAGUCCCUGGGGAUGAGCUAUGUAAGAAAUGCCCUAAUUUCUGAUCUUAAGACAUUCGGUCCAGUGGAGGAUACAAGCAUAAUAAUAGAGAAAUGAUUCUGAGCACAGUCCCUGGCUCUGCAGCAUCAGAAUCAGAAGGGUAUUUGUUAGACUUGCACCUUCUUGGGACCCACCCCAGACCUAUUGAAUCAGAACCUCUGUGUCCAUCCAGCAAGCUGGGUUUUCACUGGCCCUCGGGGGAUUCUCAUGAUCUUGAAGUCUCAUGUAACUGUAGGAACAGUGGUGGCGCAAAAGGACUAUGAACACUCUUAGAAGCCAAAGUGCUAAAGUGGGUCCUGAAGGGGGGUCAGGGUUUGCCAAGCAAACAGCAGUAAUGCAGUGAACUGAGAAAGCUGUGGAAACAUAUGGCCACCCUGCAGGUGGGAAAGGAAAAUGGCUGGGCAGCACACAAUAGGUGUGCAGCCCAGAGCCCAGAGCCCAGAGCCCACCUGGGUUUGAAGAAGCUAUGUAUGGCAACUCAUCUGCAAAUGCCUAGUCAAAAGGCUUCAUCCCUUAGCUGGAGAAAUCAACAUGUACAUUUAAACAAAAAACACAGUGCCUUCCCUAAUUUCCAAGGUAGGGACAAUAAUGGCAAAUUCAUAAUCUGUAAAGAAUAAUUCUACUAGAGGGGGCUAUGCACUUGCCUGGUUUAUUCCAUGUCUGUCAUGCUGAGUAAACAUAGAUUUGUGUGUUUUUAUUGUAUUACUGGUGAUACUUUUUUUAUAAAUCUGACUUUUCUGCAUGUUUUUCUUUCUCAACAUACUGAGUUUAAGAAUAUACAAUUCACUCAUAAGGCUUCCUCUUUUUAUGCAUAAACAGUUCUGCCGUGGGAUCAGCCACAGCCAUAUUUUACAUAUUUUACAGCCACUUUUGACAUAUUUUAGAGCGAGUGGAAUUGAACGCCAGUUUUAAGAGUCCUUGUAUUGCCAAUAGUGGCCACCUGGUGUUGAGUUAUGAUAGUUACUGCUGUGUUUUGGGACUAAAGUUAGGAUUUUCAUCUCACGUGUAACAUUCCUGAAGUCUUGUGAUCUUUUUGCUGUCAUUUAAAAUUACAAAGUAUUGCCAGGCAUCAUGGGGAACAUCUAUAAUCCCAGCACUUGGGAGGCUGAGGCAGGAGAAUCACAGUGAGUUUGAGGCCAGCCUGGACUACACAGUGAGACCCCGUCUUAAAAAAACAAAUUAAAUAAGUAAGUAAAUAAAUAAAAUUGCAAAGUAUCGGAGACGUAUAAAAAGGUACAAACAUAGUUGUAAGAAAUCCUUUGAACCUAACAUGCAGAAUUAAUAUAUGUUACCAUUUGGACUAAAUUACAAUAUGAUUAUGUAAUUUAGACCCCAAUUUUGAGAUCUGAGGUGGAGCCUUAUUCUACACCUUUUCUGCAUUUGCUCCCAAGGGCACCUCCUGGAUUUCUGAAAGGACAUCCACGCUCACUACAGGGCCACAGGAUCACAGCCUAGCCCUAGACCCUGGAGGACCAUUCCUGAGAGAGCUCCCAUUAUGCCUCCUCCUAGGAGAUUCUUUUGAGCCAGUUUGUUCUACUUUGUUCCAUUUUGUCUCUCAAAUUUCUUUCUAAUAUUUUGUGAUAACUUUCAUAAGAGGCAAAGAUAACCAGUUGCUCUAACACGGAGCAACCUAGUUCUGGUUGGCAGGGGAAGUUUUUCGGGCUGGAGGUUUUGAGGAAUUUCUGACUCUGCCUGAACAGGCCCUCAGUCAGGUGCAUUGGGCCUGCUGCAGAAACUGGGAAAUAUCCUCACUUGAGCUGGGGAGGUCUGCUUUACCGCCUAAGAAGAAGAUUCUGAAUGGGACAACCAAAACCGCCCCAGUUGAAAGCCAUUAUGAGUAAAUAUUUUCUUAAAAAAAUAGACUUAAGGACCAUCUUACUGAGUAUAACUAUGGCAGCAAUGGCUUUUUAUGAUCAGAUAUCAAAACUUGAGAAUGAUAGAUUUCACUAUAUGAUCUUUAAAAAGACUUUUAAAAAUUAGGUUUAUCCCACCAUGGUGGCAUGUGCCAGCUACUCCAGAGGCUGAGACAGGUGAACUGGAAGUUUAAGGGUAGCCUGGGCAACUUAGUAAGAACAUGUCUCAAAAUUUUAAAAAAUAAAAAGGGCUACAAAUGUAGCUCAGCGAUAGAGCACUUACCUAACAUGUGUGCAUCCUAGAUUUGAUCCCAACACUGCAAAAAUAUUUUUUAAAACUGAAAAUGAUUUUCAAAAUAUUGAUGUUGCUUGAUUUAGACUCUUACAACAUUUCGAAAUAGUAUUUUUAGUGUGCAACAUUGUCAGAGAAAAACAGUGAGAAGACAUUGGAAAUUGAAAAGAGCUAAUAAGACCAUUAGUUAUUGAAGAAAUCUUUCCACCUUUCUGAACUCAGAUUGUCUCCAGAUCUGUCAAAAACAAUGUGCCAAACAGAUGAGCUCUAAACUCCUUUGAAAUCUGAGUCUACUUAAAUGUAAUUCAUUAAACAUAGUAAUGUUUUUAUUUUCUAGUUCCUAAAUUAAAUUAUGCAUUGGACAUUUCA